This is a messenger RNA of Effrenium voratum, 2175 nucleotides long. Lineage: Eukaryota; Dinophyceae; Suessiales; Symbiodiniaceae. The record is from the annotation of a GenBank genome assembly.
AUGCCUUUGGAAGCCGAUGCCAAGAAGGAGUUGGAGGAGGCGAUCAAAGGCGCUUCCUCGGGCACGCUCGUCCAGGGAACGCAGCGGGUCUACGGAGUGCUGCAGAAGCACGGACUGCUCCGCAGACAGGUGGUGCAGCCAGGUUUGGUGGGGUGCCAUCGGGACAACAGAGACGGUUUUGGACUUUCUGUGAAAGAUGUGUCCGAACUCAUCACCGCCAUCAAGGAGGUGGGGUUUGAUCAUGGGGCAAUCAACGCUGUAGCAGUGGAGCUUUCUCCAGAUGAUGAGCUCACCUUCCAGUUCAACGAAAAGCUCGCCCGGGACAGCGGCUACAUGUUGCCUUCCGUACCCCGGCACCAGCUGAAGUUUGCUAGCCUUGCUGGCUCGCACACAAACGCAGCCUUGAGACUCAUUGCGGCUGGUGCGGAACACACAGACGGCGAUCUUUGCGUCCGUGGCAGAUUGGCGCUGGAACAGGUGCGCCAGGUCGACGCAGAGUUCGCUAGAGCUGUCGACGAAGGCGUGUCAUGGCGGAUCAUAAGCCUCCAGGCAAUGGAGGCUUUCCCUGAACUUGGACCCCUCAUCCAGGCUGCGGCAAAUUCCAGCGGGCAGCUGGCAAGGGGUGAGCAUGAACUGCAAAUCAUGCACCGGAUGGCCAACACGAUUGAUGCCCGUCAGGCUGCAGGCCAAUCAGUUGAUUGGGCCACUCUCAAAACCCAGCUCCUUCGGUCAAGGCCAGCUUGCUCGACUGCAACCCCGUGGAUGUUUCGCUUCGUCCUCAGGUACUGUGCAGGUGCCCCCGGCAUGCUCCAGAGGUCAGAGUCCUUUAUUAAGGCUCACGCGGUGUCAGGCAGGCAGCUUGGAGCCGACUUUUUCGAGAACUUGUCGCUUGACACAAAGCCGCCGACGGCCAACCAGUGCCUCAUGUUCCGUCACGCUCUCCUUCGCCUAGCCUACUCGGUACCAGUGGAGAAGUUUGUGACCGCGGCAGACGCCAAGAAGAUGCACAACAGGGAUGUCAAGGCUAAGGUGGACAUGGCCAAUUCCUUCAUGCAGAAAGCCAGCCAGCUGCCACAGAGCAGCCAAGUUCCCAGCGACCCGGCCAUCAGCUCCUGCUUUCUGGCUUGCGAGCAUGAGCUUGUGCUGAUUGCGUUGGACAAGAGGCAUCGCGACAUCAAUUGCCCCAGCACAAUGGAGGCAGCCAUGUGCAAGUUGUGCGAUUUGGUGGAAAAGGCCAGUGGAAUCCGCAUGACCACGGAAUGGGACAAGUUCAAGGAGGCCGCGGCCCAGGCAUCUGCAACUGCAGUGUCGUCUGUGGCAUCCACACAGUUGCGGGAAUUCAGCUCCGAUGGCACCUUGAAGCAGCAAGCCAGCUUGCUGCGAGAGGAAGGCUUCGUGGAAGGGCAGUACCUUCAGCGAAAGACGGACAAGAUCGUGGCGAGGAUAGUGGCCAUGGAGGGCGAGAAGGUUACGCUCGCCAUCGAAGAUGGAAUGAUAUCCGGCAAAGCUCAAGUGAGCGUGUCAGCAUUGCUUAGCAAGCAAUGGAAAAAGAUCCAGCCACCGCAAGAGGCGGAGGAACUCACUGAAUUCCGCCAGCAGACCGCCAAGCAUUCGCCAGAGGUGAGACUCACGCUGGCGAAAGCGGACAUCUUGAAGAAGCUGGUGGGUCUUGAAGAGAAGCACUGUGCUGUGUACAAGGCCCUGAAGGUGAUGUUUAAGCCGCAAAAGGCGGUCAUAGCCACGCACGCAUUUGAAGCCGGCUGGUUGGUGUUGGUCCCAGUGUCCAUGAAGAUUGAUGCCAAACCCAUCGAACAGGAUGGGGGCCAAAGCGCAGUGUGCUUGGGGCGCGUGAAGGGUAGUGAUGUGUUUUGGCUGCAGCCCUGCUUUAUCCCAGACAAGGGGGACGGGCGUGCGUUUGUGGCGCCCUUUUGGUUUGUGCGCUCCACCAACGAGCAGUCAGAAGCCAAUUGCGCUCUGACAGACGAGGUAGAGCGCGACUUUAAGAACACAAACAUCAAGGUGCCAUUGUUGAAAAGCACUCGUCGCAUUGAGGCUGGGGAGCAGCUUCGCUGCUAUGUCCCCAAGCAAGCCAAGCGAGUGGAAGUUGAAGAGCUGAUCGCACUUCAUGAUCCCGAGCCUCCUGCCAAGCGCCGAAGGCACAAGCAGGCUGAGUAA